CGAUCAGCGUCGGUGCUCGUCACCAAGUCGGCGUGGUUGUGGUAUCGAGCCGAUUGGUCCUCCUGGGCAGGCUCUUCUCUUCCACAGCAGAUUGGACAUGCCGCCUCGUCCUCACUGACACAUUUCUGCCAUGGCCGAACGAUCGAUCUGCCAAUGCUCGCCACUUAACCACACAGCAUGAUCCUCACAUAUCCCCUGACCACGGUGUCGAUGCGAGCCGCCGUCAAGAAGGAAGGCACCAAGUCUGGCGUCUCUGGCCAGCUCGAGGCCGCCAUCCGCAUCAUCAAGGAAGAAGGCAUCCAAGGACUCUACCCUGGCGUGCAGUCGGCGAUCUUUGGCAUUGCCUUCACCCAGUAUAUCUACUACUACUGGUACGAGUUUGUCAAGGCCACGCUCGAGAAAGCCGCUGGCGAGGGCCGCGGCCUCACCGUCACCGAGAAUCUGAUGGGCAGCGCAGUUGCAGGCGCUGUCACUGCGGUGCUCACCAACCCGAUCUGGGUGGUCAAUACCCGCCAGGUCGUCAAGAAGGACGGUGCAAAGACCAGUGAGACCAGUACCUUUGCUCAAACCGUGAUGACCAUCAUGAAGAGCGACGGCAUCCUGGGCUUCUGGAAGGGCAUCUGGCCGGCCCUUAUCCUGGUCAUCAACCCGGUGAUCCAGUACACCGUGUUCGAGCGGCUCAAGGAGCGGCUGCAGCGGGUCCGAUCGAACCUGACGGCCUUUGACUUUUUCAUUCUCGGAGCCAUCAGCAAGCUUGCUGCAACCGGCAUCACCUACCCUUACAUCGUCGUCAAGUCGCGCAUGCAGGUUGCCGGCGGUGCCGACGACUCGACCCGCUAUAAGAGCGUCCUGGACGGAUUCAAGCGCAUCAUCAAGGAGGAGGGCAUCAAGGGCCUGUACAAAGGCAUUGAGAGCAAGAUUGUCCAGUCGGUGCUCACCAGCGCCUUCCUGUUUGCAUUCAAGGAAGAGUUGGUUGGCAGCGCCAUCGGCCUGCUGGUGCUGCUGCGUCUGCGAGACCCUGUUUCUGCCGUCAAGGGCGCCGCCUCGGCUUGAGUGCGCAUGCCCUCGACCGAUGGAGAGUGGACAGUUGUGGAGUGAGUAGGGAGGUCGUUGCAGCGAAGACAUUUGCAAUAUGAAACAGGGGACUGAGCGAAUGCACGGGGUAUGGACAGACGGGGGUCCGAUGGGCAUUCGAUGGAGAUUCGAUGGAGACGGAGCUGCAGCCGGGGUCUGGACUGGAUCACGCAUGGCCAACAUGGGAUUCGUGGUGGCGAGCGCGUCCAAACCAGGAUGCGUCGCAGCACAGAAUACAGUUUCCACAGUCUCUGUGUGUGGAACACGAGCCGCCAGG
Messenger RNA from Polychytrium aggregatum, 1351 nucleotides. RefSeq names its product mitochondrial carrier domain-containing protein. The transcript is spliced from 5 exons. The record is from RefSeq and is a predicted model, not a curated record. Gene Ontology annotation, molecular function: ATP transmembrane transporter activity; NAD transmembrane transporter activity; AMP transmembrane transporter activity. NCBI's taxonomy places the organism in Eukaryota, Fungi, Chytridiomycota, Chytridiomycetes, Polychytriales. Gene Ontology annotation, cellular component: peroxisomal membrane. The coding region runs from base 178 to 1053 and encodes 291 amino acids.